GUCAACGGGUAUAUUUGACAACAGGUGGUUCUUCAGUUGCUUGUUAUUUGUUUAUUUUAUUAAUAAGUGUGUUGUGAAUUUAAUGUUGAAUAUGUCCACAAGAAAAUCUUUGCGUUUGCAAUCAAGAGGAGACACUACUCCAGCUACUCCCAUUCAUACAAACUUCUAUUCGCCACGAUUACGAAGUUCGGUUAAACGUAAUCUAAACAGCUCUUUUGGGGCUAGUGAACAAGAGCCUUUAUCACCUACAAAGGUUUUAAAAAGUGGAUCAACUCCCGCAAAAGGACAGAAGAAAAAUGAAAAAAUCACUUUAAUUAUUGAUAAGAAAAACAUGACUUGCCGUCCACUUUUCUACUACGAGAGUUCUGAAUCUGAGGAUGACUGCGUUGCAAAAAGCAGAAUUUUAGGCAAGCGUAAAGUUAAAUAUCCAGCAAAAUACACUGAUGUAUAUGUUUCACCGAAAAAGACAGUUAGAGGAAUUGAAGAACUUCAUUUCACACCGGUUAAAAAUAAAUUGCUUGAAAAAGAUGUGUUUAAUGAUGGUAGUAAGACACCGAAAACGCCACGAAAUUCGUCUAAAAAGGCUACACCAAGGAGUACAAUUAAGCAGAUCAGGGAAGGAACUAUUACUCCUAAAGUUCAGUCUAGAAUUAAAGCAGUAGAGCUUAAUAACACUCCUCUUAAAAUGGCCAGAAGUCAGUUGCAUGUUUCUUAUAUACCAACAGACUUGCCUUGCAGAGAAAAAGAACAUGAAGAUAUUCUCAGUUUUUUAGAAGGAAAAUUACUUGAUAAAUGUGGAGGGUGUAUGUAUAUUUCUGGAGUACCGGGGACUGGUAAAACUGCAACUGUUACAAGUGUUAUUAAUCAUUUAUUAAAGGCUGUUAAAACUGGAGAAAUUCCUAAUUUCCAGUAUGUGAAUUUAAAUGGAAUGAAAUUAACAGAACCCAGACAGGCUUAUGUUGAAAUUGUGAAACAGUUAACUGGAAAAACAGUGACUUGGGAACAAGCUCAAAAUACUUUGGAAGAAAUAUUCACAAAGAAAGCGAAAAAAAUGAAGUUACCUAUCAUUUUAUUGGUAGAUGAAUUAGACAUUAUUUGUACCAAAAGGCAAGAUGUUGUAUAUAACAUUCUAGACUGGCCCACCAAAUCUAUUACUCAAUUAAUUGUGAUUACCAUUGCAAACACAAUGGAUUUACCUGAAAGACUGUUGAUGAAUAGGGUAACAAGUCGUUUAGGCUUGACCAGACUCACCUUUCAAGCAUAUACACAUAAGCAGUUGCAAGAAAUAGUAACAAAGCGUCUUUUUGGAACCAACAGUUUCAAUCCAGAUGCUGUGCAACUAGUGGCGAGGAAAGUUGCGUCAGUUUCUGGUGAUGCAAGAAGAGCUUUGGAUAUAUGUAGAAGAGCAGCAGAAAUCGCUGAAGUUGAAGGCGAUGACACUUUAGUGACCAUGUCUCACGUUAAUGAGGCUCUAAAAGCCAUGAUAACUCAGCCAAAAGUUAGGGCAAUAAAAAAUUGUUCACGCUUAGAACAGUAUAUUCUUCAGGCUGUGAUUUCAGAAGUUGAACGCACUGGAAUUGAAGAAACGGUUUUUUCAAAUGUUUAUAAAAUGUUAGUGUCUUUAUGUGCUGUAAAUGGUUUUAAUUCAGUUUCUUGCACGAUUGCUCUUCGCGCGAUAUCAAAACUGGGAGCGUGCCGAUUGUUACUUGUGGACCAAAAAUGUCAUGAUGUUGAUGAAAGGAUUAUUUUAAAUGUGAGCCCUGACGAUGUGUAUUAUGCACUUAAAGAAGAAUGAUUUUUAUGUUUUUAAUCAAAGUAAGACUUGAAUAAAACUCUUUCAUCUGUCA
This is a messenger RNA of Tribolium madens (black flour beetle), 1847 nucleotides long. RefSeq names its product origin recognition complex subunit 1 (gene Orc1). NCBI's taxonomy places the organism in Eukaryota, Metazoa, Arthropoda, Insecta, Coleoptera, Tenebrionidae. The transcript is spliced from 6 exons. Gene Ontology annotation, cellular component: nuclear origin of replication recognition complex. The coding region runs from base 83 to 1795 and encodes 570 amino acids. Gene Ontology annotation, biological process: mitotic DNA replication checkpoint signaling; DNA replication initiation. The record is from RefSeq and is a predicted model, not a curated record. Gene Ontology annotation, molecular function: ATP hydrolysis activity; ATP binding; DNA replication origin binding.